CUCCCGAACACUUACCCGACCCCAUCUCCCGAGUCCACUGGCGUCGCUAAGGUCUCCAACAGUGACGAAGACGAAAUGGAUAUGGAAGUACACACGGCUUAUCGAGGAUCCAGCGCGGACGAUGGAAUUACACCGGGGCUAGGACGCGGUGUUCUGCCUGCCAGAAACCGUCUCCGUAAGAAGCCGGCAGGACUGAAACUCAUGAAAGGCGAUCCUAGAAUUGGCGCAGCGAGCAGACCACAUAGUGCGCCUCUAUACGGGUCUGCUCUUGCGAUUACUAGGGAGGAGCGUUCGAAUACAUCACCGGCUAUCACAGAGUCUUCUCCGUUAGCUCUUGCUGCAAGUGCUGGUAACCGUACGCAGGGAAGCACUCUAGCAAUUCCGCAAUCGCAGUUGCCAGCAUUGAUAUCUCCACUUAUGUUUGACUACCUUCACGGCCCUGGUUCACCACUCUUUGAGAGCAGAAGUGCUGCGCUACCGGGUCACACGUCUAUCUCUUUCCAACGCAAUAGCAAACCACCAUACGAAGACGUAGCAAUGUUGCACGGCCUCGACGAUGCGACGGAUAGCCCACACUCCGCUCCUGCUGCGAGAGAGACCCAGUGUGCGGACCAGAUACCGUUGCAAUCAAAUCAGAUACCGCCAGUAUACAUGGAAAACGUCGGUCGUCCAAGGUCCGUGUCACAUGGCGGGUCCGCGCUUGCGCCUGUAGUUACAGAGAGUGAAAGGGUGCAGAAAAAGGUGAGAAUCACCCGUGAUCCUGCUGUGGCGUCCCGAGGCAACGCAGCAAAACGCCGGAGAGAUGGCUUCGAGCAAAAAGACAUCGACAUUGUCGACUUCAAGUACCGUACCAUCAAAGUCAUCCGUAUGCCUACGCGGAUUGACUUGACGCCAGGUCAAGAUCCACCUGAGCCGACGCCCGAGAACUUACCAUACGGAGACGACAUCGACUAUCCAUCCAGCAUGCUCGUGUACUGGCUUGACGAAAAAGAGCUUACGUACACAGAGAGUGCUAGACGGUAUCGAGCGAUGUUCCCAGGUGAGACUACCACUGACGAUACGGUUCGUAAAAUCCAUCAUCUUGCCCUGCUGAAACUGGCGAGAAAGUACGGAUUCAAGCAUGAGGAUGAGAUUGAGGAACCGAGCCGGAGCGUUUUACGUCGCGGUCAGCAGGCUGGUCACAAGUACAAUACAAUCGGUGGCAAGGCCGUCUAUGCUGCUGGCGCUGGUCCUGAAAUUGCCGGAACAGUUCGGCGAAAGAGGAUCAGUGAGCCGACAGCGCAUCGAGGAUUCUUGAAAGCGUGCAUCUGUGUCUGGAAGGAUACCUCGGACGUCAGCUUCGAACAGAUCCAGCACAGGUUGGCAAAGGAGUACAGCUGGCAUAUUGGCGUGAAUACCGUCCAGAAGCUGUACUACUCGGAACGUGGGCGAGUUUAUGGCACGUAUGCAGAUGCUGGUGGCAAACCCGCGAGAGCUCCGGACGCAGAGGAGAUCGUUGAGGCAACUGAAGGGGAAAAGGAAUUGUAGACUAUGGUGGAGGAGGAAUCGGAUCCCGACUUCUUUGUUUCUCGGUAUGCGAGAUGAUAGUAUGUUGCAGUUUGUAUGGUACAGAAGCUUGCCAGUCCAGGACAGUGACUUGGACGGGUGCACUGCUCAGCAAAAUGUGAGCCUUGCUCAGUGCAGUGCAAGGACUAUUGCGGUAGAAGUCAGUAUUUAAUGCAUAUGAUCGUAAUAACAAAGUACAGGAUGGUACACAGGCAAGCGCGACUCGUGAUGGCGAGAG
Molecule: messenger RNA, 1783 nt
Organism: Boeremia exigua
Lineage: Eukaryota; Fungi; Ascomycota; Dothideomycetes; Pleosporales; Didymellaceae
Exons: 1
Coding region: 76-1527 (483 amino acids)
Source: RefSeq, a predicted model, not a curated record